AUGCAUUUCUCACAUAAUGUAAUUUCCAAAGGAUUUUUCCUAAGUUGCGGAUCAUCAUCGGAUAUCGAGGAAAACGGUAUCAAAUACAUCUCCGACGAUGGCUUCAUAUCGGUGGGAAACAAAUCGGCCCUUAAAGAAACAGGUAUCCAUCCAUUACUCACCACAUUACGUUACUUUCCCGACAAGUCGUCGCGAAAGUAUUGUUAUGUCUUUCACGUGAUCAAAGGUGCGAAAAUUCUACUAAGGACAACGUAUUAUUAUGGCGGUUACGAUGGAGGGAAAGAUCCUCCAGUUUUCGAUCAAAUCAUUGAUGGUACUAAAUGGAGUACCGUGAAUACUAAGGAGGAUAAUGCUAAUGGAUUGAGCUCGUAUUAUGAGAUUAUCGUGUUAACUCAAACGAAGAUGUUUAGUUUUUGUUUGGCGAGAAAUAAUCAAACGGCAUUGGGUAGUCCUUUUAUAAAUGGGUUAGAAUUGAUUUAUUUAACAGAUUCGAUUUACAAUGCGACGGAUUUCAGUAAGUAUGCCUUGGCUACUGUUUCUAGGGCUAGCUUCGGACUCGUCGGUGACAUCAUUAGAUAUCCAGAUGAUGAAUACAAUCGAUUUUGGCAACCAUUCACGGACCCAAAUUCCGCCGUACAAAGCCAAUCAAACGUGAUUUCUACAGAAUUUUGGAACAUUCCACCAGUGAAGGCGUUUGUGUCAUCGCUAACCACAAGUGCAGUGACACCAUUAUCGAUCAAGUGGCCAGCUUUUGUCCUACCUUCAAGCAAUUACUAUCUAGCACUUUACUUUCAAGACAAUCGCGUAAAUAAUUGGAGAGUUGUUAGUGUUUCCGUCAAUGGGAAACCUUUCAUCAACAAUCUUAAUGUCACGGCUAAAGGAGUCACAGUUUACGCUGCUCUAUGGCCUCUCAAUGGUCAAACCGAGAUUAUCUUAACUCCGAGUAGUGAUUCAACUAUUGGACCUAUUGUCAAUGCUGGUGAAUUGUUUCAAAUUUUUCCAUUUGGUGGAAGAACUCUAACAAGAGAUGCGACGAUUAUGGAAGACCUUUCAAGAGUGCUUCAAAAUAGACCUUCAGAUUGGAAUGGAGAUCCAUGUCUUCCUAAAGGUUAUUCAUGGACAGGAGUUACCUGUUCCGAAUUCGAUUACUACCCUCGAAUCAUUUCUAUAAAUCUAACAGGAAUUGGGAUGUCUGGGGAAUUACCAAGGAAUUUAGAACAUUUGACAGCACUUAAAACUAUUUGGCUUGGUGGGAAUGCUCUAACAGGAACCAUACCUGAAAUGGGUUUAUUGAAGGCAAUGGAAACUCUGCAUCUGGAAAACAACCAAUUUAUAGGACAAAUACCACAGUCUUUAGGACAGCUUCCUAGGCUACGUGAAGUAUUUGUCCAAAACAACAAGCUGACUGGUGGGAUUCCGGAAUCACUUAGGACGAGAAACGACGUAAUUGUCAAGAUAUAAUGUUCAAG
Impatiens glandulifera is the source of this 1469-nucleotide messenger RNA. Its product is annotated as putative leucine-rich repeat receptor-like serine/threonine-protein kinase At2g14440. NCBI's taxonomy places the organism in Eukaryota, Viridiplantae, Streptophyta, Magnoliopsida, Ericales, Balsaminaceae. Bases 1 to 1461 code for a protein of 486 amino acids. The transcript is spliced from 7 exons. Gene Ontology annotation, molecular function: protein binding. The record is from RefSeq and is a predicted model, not a curated record.